Molecule: messenger RNA, 1415 nt
Organism: Caenorhabditis sp. 36 PRJEB53466
Lineage: Eukaryota; Metazoa; Nematoda; Chromadorea; Rhabditida; Rhabditidae
Source: the annotation of a GenBank genome assembly
AUGCAGUAUCUCACUUGUUUCCUGGUGUUCGCCACCAUUUCCAGCGCUUCGGCUCUUCUUUUCGGCCUUAUUGGUUCAGAGCAGGUAUAAACAUACACUAUUCAGACUAUAUUUACAAGAAAGAGUGAAUUCCAGUCAGUUGCUGUGACCGGGAAGUUGACGUGUAAUGGAGAGGCAGCUGCGCAUGUCCGUGUGAAAUUAUAUGAGAAAGAAGCUAGUGAGUAGUCAUAUGAAACGGAAUUUCAGAACUUUUUUGUUUUUUUUUCAGCUCUCGAUGUGCUUUUGGCCGAAGGAACAACCGAUGAGAAUGGAGAGUUUACCCUUCAAGGACAUAAGGUUGAAGUGACUACUAUCGAUCCGAAACUGAACAUUUACCACAAGUGCAACUACAAGGGAAUCUGCUACCAAAAGUCUUCUCUGACCAUUCCGGACAACUUCAUCACUGAGGGAGCGACUCCGGAAAAGACAUUCAAUGUUGGAAUCAUCAACCUGGCCAACAAGUUCAGCGGUGACUCAACCGACUGUCUCAACUAAUCAAUUUAUUCUCAUGACAUCCUUUUGUAUUAGUCAUUUUGAAAUUUCCGUCCAAUAAACUGUUUACUUCCUCAUGAUGAACUGAAGACGCCAAAGAUUGUUCGCUGAACUGCCUCGAUAUUAUCAAUUCACUAUCUAGAUCUGAAACGUUUGAAAGAAGUUAGUUUCAUUUUUGUUCUUUCCGUCAAUAAAAGACGGUGAUGGCGUGUCUGUCGUAAAGUGAAUUUACAGUGUUUGAGGAGAAAGAAAGACGGCGUGGUUUCUGGUUUUUCUUUGUCCUCCUACUCUUUUGACUUUUUCUACUUUGAAAUUUUGUUCUCACUCAUCUCGACGAUCAUUUCCCAUUAAGAUGUUCCCCAUCCUCUUCGUUUCCUUCCUGGUAUCGACAUCACUUUGCAUAACCAUCGAGCUCGGAGAUGUUCAAUCCAUCUCAGUCAACGGAACACUUCUGUGUAACGACAAGCCGGCGAGCAACAUAAAAGUGAAGCUGUACGAGGAGGAAGCGAGUGAGUUGUGAACCACAAAAGAUUUAUCGCUGUUUGGCGGUGUGCGCUUUCAGUUCUCGACGUGCUGCUUGACGAGAGAUUUACGAGCGAAAACGGCACCUUCGAAAUGUCGGGAUCCAAAUCGGAAGUGACAAGCAUCGACCCGAAACUGAACAUUUAUCACAAGUGCAAUUAUGAUGGAGUUAGUAGUCGAGGCUGAACUAAUCGGAUCAAAGAACAAUUUUUGAUUAAUUUUAGAUUUGUGUGCGCAAAAUCUCAAUUCUCAUUCCGUCCGAGUACAUCACUAACGGAGAGACGCCGUCUCGCACCUACAACAUUGGAGAAAUCAAUCUCGCCUCAAAAUUUAGUGGCCAGUCAACUGACUGCUUCAAUUGA